Messenger RNA from Fonsecaea pedrosoi CBS 271.37, 1116 nucleotides. RefSeq lists its product as uncharacterized. The record is from RefSeq and is a predicted model, not a curated record. The transcript is spliced from 3 exons. Bases 1 to 1116 code for a protein of 371 amino acids. Gene Ontology annotation, biological process: regulation of DNA-templated transcription. Lineage: Eukaryota; Fungi; Ascomycota; Eurotiomycetes; Chaetothyriales; Herpotrichiellaceae. Gene Ontology annotation, molecular function: DNA-binding transcription factor activity.
AUGGCGUUCCUCAACCCCAAGUUCAUCCACUGCAUCGUCGCAGAACCAUCAGCAGCACAACUUCAAUCAGGACUUUCAGCUCUUCGCCGCUCCGGAGACCCCUCUCAGGAUCUCUCAAGCCUCGCGUGCGCAGGCGAUAUCGACAGAGUGUCUCCAGUUCAGUCUAUCUCGUCUCCAUCUCACGGGCAUCUCUACUCGUCUCCAAAUCACCGGUCUUUUCCCAGUCUAGCAUUGCAAAAACAAUCCCCUCAAGAGAAAUACCUGCGCCAGCUUGCUCAUUUGCAACGUCUGCCGCCUGUCCCAGCCUUUGACACAACCUCUGCUCCCCGCAGAAACUACUCGGUCCCCAACAUCCCACAAGGCGAUAUGGCUACCGCCUUUGACUCGAUGUAUCUCCCGGGAGGUGACUUUAGCGCCUCCCACGAUGACUUCUUGGACCUCGGGCCCAACUUCCAGUCCAACCACUUCACUCCUGUCAACUCCGGGGUCAACGAUGGCACAAUUUCCCCUACUGACCUGUUCAAGGAUGACACCAUGAUCAUGUCGGCUCCGCCAUCCGCCGCUUUCCCUAACUUGAGCACUCCGGACUCGAGCUUCUUGGAAUCUCCUGCUAUGGCCAGCAGUGGUCUCAACACCUCCCCACUGGAAGAUGGAGAACUUGAUGCCACCUUGAACUUUGCCGAACUCGACGGCAUGGUACCACUCUUCCCUCAGAACAGCAUGGAUCAAUUCGCCUGCACACCAUUAGCGACUGAGGCUUUUAUUAAGCCACCUUCGAGCGUUGUGAGCUCUCGACCAGUCUCCACUGUUCAAGAGACUGGUAUGGUACGACAGAAGUCCUCACCAGGGCGACCACCCUCUCAACCAUACCAUGUGCGCAAGCGCUCUGAGACUAAUGGCGUCUCCAAGGCGUCCAAAGCCCGCAAGAGCUUGCCCGAGAUCCACAUCGAGAGCGAUGAUGACAAGGAAACAGCUAAGAGGAAGAAGAACACUGCCGCUGCUCGGAAGUCCCGUCAGCGAAAGCAGGAACACGCUGAGGCUGCUGAAGCUGAGAUCCAACGUCUCAGGGCCAUUAUUUACCGCCUCGGAGCCGAUCCUGACUUGGAGGACAUGUGA